Molecule: messenger RNA, 7242 nt
Organism: Homalodisca vitripennis (glassy-winged sharpshooter)
Lineage: Eukaryota; Metazoa; Arthropoda; Insecta; Hemiptera; Cicadellidae
Gene: Hecw
Product: E3 ubiquitin-protein ligase HECW2
Exons: 16
Coding region: 215-4264 (1349 amino acids)
Biological process (GO): regulation of dendrite morphogenesis
Molecular function (GO): ubiquitin-protein transferase activity; protein binding
Source: RefSeq, a predicted model, not a curated record
AUGAACGUAGUAAGACCACGUGAUCGAGCGUGUGACGUGUCAGUUCAGUCAGUUGUGGCCGAGUCGCCUUCGCAGUCGGUUGUGUUUGUGCUCCGGUCGCCGUACCGCAGCCAACUGGACCGUUUCCGUGUUAGUUGUUAAUCAGCUGAUUCCUCAACCAGGAACAUUUUGGAUUAUUCGAACAUCGUUGUUUUCAAUAGAGGAGAGUGAUGGGAUGCAAGCUCUAGCCAGGUACAACAAGGACCUGGGCCACUCCCAGGGCGGCCACACCAUGUGGUUAGUGGAUCUUCCACUUCCUCAUCAAGAGUGCAGCAAGCUGCUGUGUUUCCGCUACUACAGUGGGCUGAAUGUGACGUGUCUCGCGCAGAGUGAGCCGUUGGAGCUGGAGGCACUCUAUCAUACACAGGCCAAACGCGACUGUCUGCGACCCGCCAGACUGCGUGACUGCAGCAGUGAAAGCGAGUCAGAACCUGAGACGUGCUCCAGGACCCGCAAGCGAGGGUGGCUCAAGAAGAAGACGUCCUUGCCCAACGGAUUUAUCCGUAGUGCCGAGAAAGUCGAGGAUUCCGACACUGAUUCCUCGAGGAACUCUUCCAAAGACCUCCCAACGUGGAACUCCCACGAGACUGCACAGAAAACGCUGGAUCUCCCCGACCAGGAUCAGGAAUACUUCCCUAUUUGGAGUCAAAAAUCACCUAUAGCUACAAAAUCUGUGUAUGAAACGCUUUAUCCUUCCUCUACCGAGCCGCCACCACCUCUGCCUCCCAGAUCUUAUCCUCCGAGGCACAGACCACUGGAGCGGACUAGAGCUCUGCACCCUUCCCCACACCAUUGGAGACCCCCUGAGGUACUGAGGAAAAAUAAACCUACAGUAGGCGGACCAAUUUUACCCCCAAGACCGAAAAAGGUUUUGAAUCCGGAGGAUAGCUUUGGAUUUGAAAUAGUUGACACUGAUGAACUCUCUGCGGCUUCUAGCCUCCAAGAGAGCCUCAGUGUUGACAGAGAGGGAACUGAUCCUGUAAAACCGUGGGGUGCGGGGAACGUCAUGGUAGAAGACUCCUUAUUGAGAGUGGCAGCCCCCUUGGCAACGCCAGAACAAGACGGGAGUUUAAUUGAUACAUCUUCUUUCGAGAACUUAAUAGACGAAGAAGAUGUUGUGGAGAAUAAACCUAUCCAGAAGGGUUGUGUUAGACGCACAAUGCCUGCGAGAUCUGGACACGUUUCUAGUCAAUCUUUCGUUAGUCAAAGUGAGGUGUGUGAAAGUGGUGCGGAGAGUGUUGUUCCUGUCGAGGCUGGUCCUGCGACUGAGAUGCCGUCCAAAGACUCAGAGAGUGUCCGAGACUCUCUUACAGUUCCUGAGCAAUCUACUGCCUCUAUCUCUCCAUUGUCGCCGAAUUCCGCAUCAACUCCUACUUCAGACUCCGGCAUCGUCCUCACUAACUCCAUAGCUGAUUCCAACCACAUGGUGUCCAGCACGAGAAGUUCUAGUUCGGAUUCGAUAGGGACGGAGAUCACAGAGGGUCCCGAACCUGUCAGCCACCGGCCAAGAUCCGUGGCUGGAAGUGAGACGCCUCUACGAUCGCACAGACCGUUGUCACGACAAGUCAGCCACCCCCCAGACAGUGCUGUCAUGCUGCUACUGACAGACUCUCCACGCCCUCAGAAUAGACUGUUGAACAGAGUCGCAGCUAUCACAUCUCCCACGAUACCCCAGUGCCCUCCCACCCCUACCCAUCAUGCUCGUCCUGUCCGUGCUUCCUUCCAGAGUCCCAUACUUCCUAGACACACACUGACGAGGGAUUUCAACAAUGCCUCUGCCGUACCCAGGCCACCUGAACCCUCUGACGAAACGUUUUCUCUUGAGCCAUUCCGGGAAGUGCCAGAUCGCCCAGAGGACUCUGGAUGUUCCUCCGGUACGACGCAGAAUGGCUGCUCGCUCCUUCCAUUGCGUCACCUUACAUCUACACGCCUGCCUUCCAUCCCUGAAAGGUCGGUCAAGGGCCAACGUUUAGAGCUCGGCACUGACGAAGAACCUCUGCCUCCACAUUGGGAAGCGCGUAUCGACAGCCACGGAAGGAUCUUCUACAUCGACCAUGUGAACAGAAUGACGACAUGGCAGAGGCCCUCUGGUGCUCGGGCCAGACCUCUGAGCAAUGAGCUGCAGAGGCAACAACUGGACAGAAGGUACCAGAGUAUCCGGCGUACCAUCACGUCUCGCCGGCCGGAUAGUGACGAGAGCGUGGGAGACUGCCCAGAUCUCCCGUCCACCGCUCCGGUGGUGCCAGAAGGGGCAGCAGUGUCCGAGACCGUCAACCACACCCCCGCCGUCAAGUUCCUCUCCCGCCCGGACUUCUUCUCCAUCCUGCACAUGAACCAGGAUGCUCUGGCGUUGUACAACCGAAACGGUUCACUAAAGCACAUGGUAUCCAAGAUCCGGCGUGACCCGGCCACGUUCCAGCGUUACCAACAUAACAGGGACUUGGUCGCUCUGGUCAACCUGUUUGCUGACGCUGUACGGGACCUGCCGCGUGGCUGGGAGACCAAAAUGGAUCGCAACGGCAAGCAAUUCUUCAUUGACCACACAAACAAGACGACAACGUUUAUAGACCCCAGAGUGCCGACAGAGGCCCCGUACCUCAAUCCCCACAAGUUGUGCACCGGCUGGGGAUCUGGCGCACGCCGGCGCAGUCACAGUGCCGGGGAGCAAGAUCUGGCACUCGUGAGAGCUCCGGUGCCCCCUCCCCGCCCCCCUGGCCCUGGCCCCUCAGGCCUCAGCAGUCGUGGUCUGGAGAUACCCACAGCAUACAAUGAUAAGGUGGUGGCUUUCCUGCGGCAGCCGAACAUCAUAGAGAUCCUGCGCGAGAGGCACGCAGCUCUGGGCUCCAGUGUGGCUCUGCGGGACAAGGUGAACGCAGUCAGGGUGGAAGGAACUGUGGCACUGGACCGGCUCAGUCACGACAUAGAUCUCACCAUUCUACUCAGCUUGUUCGAACAGGAGAUUAUGAGCUAUGUGCCCGCAAGUCGCACGUCUCCGCGCGGUUCUCCCCAGCUCAGUCCCCAGACCAGCCCUGGACUGUCACGUGCCAACGCGCGUGCGCCUGCUCCCUACCGAAGGGACUUUGAGGCCAAACUGCGCAACUUCUACCGCAAGUUGGAGAGCAAGGGCUACGGUCAGGGACCUGGCAAACUCAAGCUGCACAUCCGCCGUGAACACCUCCUGGAGGACGCCUUCAACAAGAUCAUGUGUGCCUCCAAGAAGGACCUGCAGAAGUGCAAGCUGUAUGUCCAGUUCGACCACGAGGAGGGUCUGGACUACGGCGGACCUUCUCGGGAGUUCUUCUUCCUGCUGAGCCGAGAACUGUUCAACCCCUACUACGGUUUGUUCGAGUAUUCGGCCAACGACACCUACACGGUGCAGGUCUCGCCCAUGUCGGCCUUCGUCGACAACCAGCAUGAGUGGUUCAGGUUCAGCGGACGCGUGUUGGGACUCGCGCUCGUCCACCAGUAUCUCUUGGACGCAUUCUUCACUCGGCCAUUCUACAAGGCUCUGCUCAGGCUACCAGUAUCCCUGAGUGACCUGGAGUCUCUGGAUGGGGAGUUCCACCAGUCCCUGCUGUGGAUCAAGGAGCGAGAUAUUUCCAGCGAGACACUGGACCUGACAUUUGCCGUCACGGAGCAGGUGUUUGACCAGGCUGUGGAGAGAGAGCUCAAGCCUGGAGGACGUAACAUUCCAGUCACGGAGAAGAACAAGAAGGAGUAUCUGGAGAGGGUGGUGAGGUGGAGAUUAGAGCGAGGAGUCUCCCAGCAGACCGAGUCCCUGGUGCGAGGUUUCUACGAGGUGGUGGAUCCUCGGUUGGUGUCGGUGUUUGAUGCUCGGGAGCUGGAGCUGGUGAUCGCUGGGACCGCCGAGAUAGACCUUACGGACUGGCGGACUCACACGGAGUACAGAUCUGGUUAUCACGAUAAUCAUCCAGUGAUCGUGUGGUUCUGGUCAGCCAUGGAACGGUUUUCCAAUGAACAGCGGCUGAGGCUCCUGCAAUUCGUCACGGGCACGUCAAGUGUUCCGUACGAGGGUUUUGCAGCGUUACGCGGCUCUACAGGUCCCCGCAAGUUCUGUGUGGAGAAGUGGGGCAAGCCUAACAGUCUGCCCAGAGCGCACACUUGCUUCAACCGGCUAGACCUGCCGCCGUACCCGACUCCGGAGAUACUCUACGAGAAGCUGCUGCUAGCCGUCGAGGAAACAAACACCUUCGGCAUCGAGUAGUGGAACCUCGACUCUAGUUCCGAGCAUGUGCACGUUUUAGUAUGCACGUGCUUUACAUUCAGUUUUUGGUGGGUUCGAGUAAUCUUUUUAUUCCCUCACUUUAGUUUUCUUUGAUGAAAAUCAGUUGUAAUGCUUAAAGACAUUAAUUUUUAUUACAGUUCCUCCUGGAUAAUGGGGUCAGUUAAAUUCGUCAUAAUGCGGCGUUUCCUCUUACUCAGUAAGCUGUUUCCAACCUUAAAAAUAUUACUCGUAUCUACUGAUUAUACUAGUAAGUGCUGUUGUAUUCUUUUAAAAAUCAAAUUAAAAGGAAAAAGUUUUAUUAGUUUUUAAAUAAUUAUUAUUUAUUUUGUAGCCAAAGGUUGUUUUUUGUUUUUAAAUAUUUUACUUGACUGAAGACACUAUUCUGUACAUAAUUUAUUUGUAUAUUAUAUAUCUAUUAUGUAUUUAAGGCCAGUGUAUUGUUGUCAGUCGAAUCUGUGGUGGUCAGUGAUAUUGUUAUCCGUGGUCCCCUUCCCACUUUUGUUUAACAAUAAACAACUUCUUUAUUCGUCACAUUCAUGUUGAAGAACGAGCGAUUGUUUAACAAUCAAAUGUUUUAGGGACUCGAAUAUGUUAAGAGAAAUUAAAUUUCAUUUUUAAACUACUAAAGUAAAGUGGGCGAAUUAAGUUUAGACGUUUUAUACAAUAAGGGUUGGUAAAAAUGCUCAUUAAAUUGAUAUUAUGUGAGUUGUUAAAGAUUUGUUGAUGUAUUGUGUCAAAUGUUUUGAGGUUAGUAGAAAAUCAAUGUUAUACGUAUUAACAGAUUUAUUGGUUCACUAUAUAGUAAAAAUAAAUAUUGAAAGUAUUGUUGAUUAUUAUAAUUUUCGAUAAGGUGUUAACGUGUAAUUCGUUCGCUAAACACCGUAAAUUCUUCUUUGGACUUUGUAACAUUCAGACGUUGCAUUUAAAAUAUCCUGAAAAGGGCACAGUUUUCAAAUAGUGUAGAGAAGAUAAAUAGAACGCUUUUAAAAUGCUCAGUGAUCGUUUUGAACUUUUACGGAAAUCUUAGCGGUAAUUAGAUGAAAUUGAAGGUUUUUGAAAAUAUACAUGAAGCCUAGUCACGCUUCGCUCAGCAGUAGCCCUAGCUUUUAUACAUAUGAAGCACAAUUCGUCCAUUAGGUGGCUAGAUUCAAUUGUCAACUAUGUUUGCUUUCUGUGUUUUGUAUCCUGAUCGGACAGGUUUCGAGCGGGCAGUUCAUUCAUAGUGAAGUCGUGUCGGAGUUACACACAUUAUAUGUGUCUCCUGCUCCGUGCUACAGAAUUGAACAAAUCAUUGUCGGUAACACAAACAGUGUUACCGCUGCUCUAGACUUUUCGUAUCUGAGUGAUUACUCUUGAACUGAAAAGUAUAGAUGUUUGAGUUUGAAAGUUAACCACAAACUAACCAGCAGAGCUACAAUAAAGAGCUUUACAUUUAAAUUUAGCAUGUUUAUUCCUGCGUUUAGACGUAAAAGCAAAUUAUUUACAAAUGAUUACGUCCACACACAACGUAGCUAUGGUGAAAAAGGUUGAUUCAACGUACGUAAAUGUUGACUUUAUAUUAGCAUCUGGAAUCUGAUGGACAAUGAGAAUACGUCUUCACCUAGAUUACAAUAUAUUUUGUAGUUCUAGGUUUUUAAAUCAUUGCACUGUUGCAUGAUGGUGCAGACACUGCAAAUACAGAGACAUAGGUGUAAUUCCUGGAGUAAAUUAUUGAAUUUCAAUAUUUUAGUCCUAUUUUGAACACCCAUCGCCAGUAGCUUGAUACAAUCUCAUAUAGUACAAAUGAGAAAUUUUUAUCCUAUAACAAUUGAAUUACGUACACUUUGUGCACCGUAAAAUCAUCAUUACCGUUUCACAGAGUCUCCCGAUUUUACGUUUCAUGAAAAUAAAAAUAAAAUUGUUCCAUAGCUAUAUUGAGUGUGGCCAAAAAGGAGUAAGUCCAUAGAGCUUGCAAUGUAUUUCCUGUUUGAAUGUGUUCUGCACAGCUGAAAAUACCCUCAUUUGUUUCACUACGACCAAACGUGGAGUACGUAGUGAAUAUGUGGAUACGUAAACAAACUAAACGUCUCUUGCCAAGUAACGUAAAAACGAUACAGCCCUGCCACUUCAAUAUCACGAUUCUCAGAAGCCUGUGAUUAAAAGUACGUGAAAACCCGCUGGAGAUCCAACACUGCUCGUAUGAAUGUACUACCUGCUCGCUCUGCACAUUAUCUGUACAUAUGAUGUGCACCGCUGUUCCGAUGUUGUUGUUGUUGUUUUGUAAGCUCUCAUGAGUCACGUGUUUCUGAUGCUAGUCAUAGAUGGUAUAUUUAUAUAUUUGUGUUUCACCUCAUAUUGUAUCAUUGUCAUCGUAACUACAUUACGUUAUAAGUAUAUUGUGAUUUCGACUUUAUUUAAUCACGUUGAAUGUAUAUUAUAUUUAUUAUCCAAUAAUAUAAAUUUAUAGAAAAGUUUAAGUUUAAAUUACUUUCAAAUUUGAUGUGCACUGUCUAUGUUUGGAGAUUGGAUGUCGGGAGGAUGAAUGGAACUUUCGUUAUUGUUAAAAAAAAUCGAGUACUUGGUUGUAAGUGAAAUUGAUUUUCAAAAGUGUUAUUUCGGUUUAGCAGAUUUCUUGUUAAAUAUUCUUUCAGAUUUUUCUUUACUUAAAAUUUUAGUUUACAGCAAUAUAAUUCUAGUUAUUAUUCCAGUUGUUUAUUUAUAUUUAAACAAUGUAAUAAACGUGUUAAAAAACGUAAUAAAGUAAACUAGAUAGACGAAUAUAAUGUUAACGAUAUCUGUUGAUGAGCACACAGUACAGUACAGUAUAUUCUAAUAAAACACCAAUAUUCCAUGUUGUUUCAUUCCUCCAAACAUAGAGAGCAGUAGAUGGAAUCUCAGACAAUAGGCUAGUUGUCGUCGUGUGACGAUUGCUACCACUAAGCGUUUUUAUGCAAUUAAACAUGUGUUAAUUAAAUUCA